CCCAUGUGAAUCUCGAGUCUUGUCCUACGUCAAUAAGGCUGUUUCGUUUCGUUUGCUGUGCCGCAGCGGGAUCACUGACAUCCCCGAUCAAUGGGUAUCUUGAACUGCCGUGGGUAUUCGGCCGUCUCUUCCCGCGCAGAAGCGACCCGAAUACGUCUCUACAUCCCGGCAAUAAGCCCCGCUACCCCAUGGGGAACGUUGCAUUCCCGGUUUGUUCACAUCCAAUAUUUUUUAUGCUGGGUUAGCUUGAGGAGUCGAGCACGAGUACGAUACCCGCUCGACUAGUGAGGCCCACGACUCAGUCGGCGGGGACUGAGCUACUCCUCCUCCCUUGCCCGAGCUCCUGCUAAGCUCGCAAGUGCCCCCAUUCGCAAUUAGCUGGAUGGCGUGGGCCACACUUAGACUAAAAAGAAAUGCCAGGGGUGCGCAAUCCGAUGGUGGGUGCGGCUUUGAAGUUCACCGGUCAAUCCACACUAGAUCGAAAUUUGCCCUGGAAUGUCGUUCCUGGAUCGUCGUGGAGAAUUGACUUAAAUAGACCGCGGGAAGCCCUCUCCACGAUGGCAUUCUCCUUUGAGUCGUUCGAGGCAGCUCAUUCGGAUCGUCUUCAGCCAAGCUCCAUCGUUUGGGUCUAUCCUGUGGCUCGCAGCUAGCUCCAUCCUCCCUUUGGUUAUUCCCAGUUUGUCCAGUGGAUCUACCCGGCAAACAUUCGUCUCUUUUCACACCAUGCAGCUUCCCACUCUCGUCUCGUCCCUCUCCCUCCUGGGAGCCGCCUUGGCGGUUUCGGACCAUGUCCAGCCCUUGGAAGAUAGGGCGGUGGCCAACGCGACGGUCGUUCUCAAGACAGCAACUGUCGUCGGAAACGUCAUGAACAAUGUCGAAUCUUUUGGCGGCAUUCCCUACGCCAAGCCGCCUACCGGACAAUUGCGAUUGAAGCCUCCCGUGCGCCUCACGGACAACAUUGGAACCUUUGACGCCACCGGCCCGGCGGCUGCCUGCCCGCAGAUGGUCUCCUCCUCCGACAGCGACAACAUCCUCUUCAACCUGCUGGGAGACAUUGCGAAUCUCCCUUUCGUCCAGAAGGCGACUGGCCAGACCGAGGACUGCCUUACCAUCACGGUGGCUCGUCCCCAGGGCACCACAGCAGAUGCGAAGCUGCCCGUGCUCUACUGGAUCUUUGGAGGUGGAUUUGAGCUCGGAUGGUCCUCCAUGUACGAUGGAACUGGCCUUGUCCAGCAUGGUGUCGAUAUCAGCAAGCCCUUCAUUUUCGUCGCCGUCAACUACCGAGUCGCCGGCUUUGGCUUCAUGCCUGGCAAGGAGAUCCUCGCUGACGGUUCCGCAAACCUUGGUCUCCUCGACCAGAGAAUGGGUCUCGAGUGGGUUGCAGACAACAUCGCGGCUUUCGGUGGCGACCCGGACAAGGUCACUAUCUGGGGCGAGUCUGCAGGCGCAAUUUCCGUCUUCGAUCAAAUGGCUCUCUACAACGGAAACAACAAGUAUAAUGGCAAGGCGCUCUUCCGUGGUGCCAUCAUGAACUCUGGCAGCAUCGUCCCUACCGACCCCGUCGAUUGCCCCAAGGGCCAGGCCGUGUACGACAAGGUUGUCUCAGAGGCAGGAUGCGCCGGCAAGGCCGACACGCUGGCCUGCCUGCGCGGAGUCGACUACACUACGUUCCUCAACGCCGUCACGUCUGUCCCUGGAAUCCUCUCCUACAACUCCUUGGCCCUGUCCUAUCUGCCCCGACCAGACGGCAAGACUCUUACUGCAAGCCCUGAUGUCUUGGCCAAGAACGGCCAGUACGCAGCUGUGCCCAUGAUUAUCGGAGAUCAAGAAGACGAAGGCACCCUUUUCGGCAUCUUCCAACCCAACCUGACUACCACUGAGAAGCUCGUCACCUACCUCAAGAACUACUACUUCGCGACUGCCACCACGGCCCAGAUCACUGCCUACGUUGCCACCUACGAUGAUGGCGUGACCGCUGUCAUCAACGGCAGCCCGCACCGCACCGGUCUCCUGAACGAGAUCUUCCCCGGCUUCAAGCGUCGUUCCGCCGUCCUUGGCGACUUGGUCUUCACCCUGACUCGCCGCGUCUUCCUCACCAUUGCUAACUCCGUGCAACCCACUGUACCUUCGUGGUCAUACCUCUCAUCGUACGACUACGGUACCCCGAUCCUGGGUACUUUCCACGGAUCGGACUUGCUCCAGGUCUUUUACGGUAUCAAGGACAACUAUGCCGCGCGAAGCAUCCGUACCUACUACACCAACUUUGUCUACGCCUCGGACCCCAACGUCGGCCUCAACGGAGCGUACCCGACCUGGCCUCAGUGGUCGCAAGGCCAGAACUUGAUGCAGUUCUUCGCGGACAAGGCUAGCACCCUAAAGGACGACUUCAGAAAGUCGAGUUCAGACUGGAUCUUGAACAACGCCGGAAGCUUAUACUUCUAG
Messenger RNA from Colletotrichum scovillei, 2442 nucleotides. Its product is annotated as carboxylesterase. The coding region runs from base 724 to 2442 and encodes 572 amino acids. The transcript is spliced from 2 exons. The record is from RefSeq and is a predicted model, not a curated record. Lineage: Eukaryota; Fungi; Ascomycota; Sordariomycetes; Glomerellales; Glomerellaceae.